Molecule: messenger RNA, 1368 nt
Organism: Paramecium sonneborni
Lineage: Eukaryota; Ciliophora; Oligohymenophorea; Peniculida; Parameciidae
Source: the annotation of a GenBank genome assembly
AUGUAAUAGUAAUUAGAGUAAAAUAUAAGAAAAUAAGGUGAUUAUCAAUUCGAUUCUAAAUAUCUUUUAGGAGAAGGUGCAUUUGGGAAGGUUUAUAGAGGGAAUAAAAUAAGUACAAACAUUGAAGUGACAAUAAAGAAAAUUGAUAGUUCAAUGAUAAAUAAAGAUCAAUAUUAGAUUGAUGCACUUAGUAAUAAAAGUAAUAAAAUAUGAAUAGAUAGUGAAAUACAAAUAAUGAAAUAAUUGGAUCAUCCAAAUAUUGUUAAGUUUAUAGAUAAAUUUGCAACAGAUCGUUCAAUCUAAAUUGUUACAGAAUUUUAUGCUGAUGGUGAUUUAAGGAAUAUAAUGAAAGGAAGAAAGAUUCCUGAAAUAGAAGUUAAUUAAAUAUUUUGUUAAUUAGCAUGUGGAUUUAAACAAUAGGUAAAAGCAAAUAUUAUACAUCGUGAUCUUAAGCCAGCAAAUAUUAUGAAUCAUAGAGGUACAGUUAAGAUUGCUGAUUUUAGUUUCUCUAAAAUUGUUGAUAAUUUUAGUGGGGAUUUAUUAAGAACUUGUGUAGGAUCACCAUUAUAUAUGGCAUCUUAAAUAUUAGAAAAAGAAAAAUAUACUACAAAAUCAGAUAUAUGGUAUGAAAUGAUUUAUGGUCAUUCUCCAUGGACAAGUACAGAUGAAAAGAAUCUAACAGAAAAUAUUAUGAAAUAACUUAUUAGAUUUCAUAAUCAUAUUCAAUUAUCUGAUUUUGAAGAAACUUUAUUAUUAAAGCUUUAGAAAAAGAAGAAUCUGAAAGAAUGGAAUGGAAUGAACUUUUUCUUAUUUGAAUAAUAAAAAAGAUAAUUACCUUAAACUAAUAUCAAAUUUGCUAAAAAUAGAAUUAUCAAUACUAUUAUUGAUAAUCCUAUUCCUCUUUAAAUUAAUGAAGUUUAAAAUUAAUAAUUUAUUAAUCAAAUAAAUUAAUUAAACUUAUAAAGAAUUGAAAUCACAUAAAAUAUUACAAUAAUUACUUAGUAUUAUAAAAAGAAUUACAAUUUGAAUUCUUAUGUUUACUCUCAGCUAAAUUUACUGCUAAUUCCUUUAAAUUAUUAUAAUCAAAAGUAUUUUAAUUAUUAGAAUCUAAUAAAAAAUUUAAUGAAUAUUCCAAAUAUAUCAGUCAACUUUAAAAUGAAUACUAAUUAGCUGCUGAACUUUUUACCAUUACCUAAUAAUAUUUAGAUAGAAUUGGUUUGUUAUCUAAUAUAAAAUAAUUAUCUGAUUAUUAAGUCUUAAUUGAUAUUGCGGAAUUAAAUCAAAAUUAACUUCUUUCAAUUGAGAAAUAAUUAAAGAAAGAGUUUAAAGUGUUUCAAAGCAUAAAUAAUAGAUCUCUAAAGAACCUGA